Molecule: messenger RNA, 1854 nt
Organism: Theobroma cacao (cacao)
Lineage: Eukaryota; Viridiplantae; Streptophyta; Magnoliopsida; Malvales; Malvaceae
Product: putative terpene synthase 6
Biological process (GO): diterpenoid biosynthetic process
Molecular function (GO): terpene synthase activity; magnesium ion binding
Source: RefSeq, a predicted model, not a curated record
GAAAACAUUUAUAUGGCACUCCAAGCCAGUAUUUUCACUAAGUCCUGCUUCCACCGAGGCGUUUAUAUGCCAACUCUUCCGUCCAAAUUUCGGGGGAGACAAUGCUUGGCUUCCACAAACUCAAUGGCUGCAGCAGCCCUGCAAGGCUCUCCGCUGUCGGCAAACACUCACCAAGAAGUCUUUCGUCCUUUGGCAGACUUCCCCCCGGAUAUAUGGGGCGACUGUUUCAUGUCUCUCUCGCUCGAUAACUUGGAAUUUGAAUCACUCUGUAGACAAGUAGAGGUGUUGAAAAAGAAGGUGAAGGGCAUGUUAUCGGCUCCGAGUGACCAAGUAGAAAAAAUCCUCUUGAUCAACUCUCUAUGCCGCCUUGGAUUAUCGUACCACUUUGAGAAUGAGAUUGAAGAGCAAUUAAGUUACCUUUUUGUUUCAUUAUCUAAACAUAUGGAUGAUAAAGACUAUGACUUGGAAACAGUUGCAGCGAUAUUUCAAGUUUUCAGGCUACAUGGUUAUCGAAUGCGCUGUGAUGUGUUUAACAAGUUUAAGGAGGGUGAUGGUGAGUUCAAGGAAGUGUUAGCUAGUGAUGUCAAGGGCAUCCUAAGCUUGUAUGAAGCUAGCCAGUUCAGAAUAAAUGGCGAGAAAAUUUUAGAUGAAGCCCUUGCUUUCACAACGAAGCACUUAGAGUCCUUGACAGACCAAUCAAGUCCCCAUCUUAGAGAAUACAUAGGAAACGCUUUGAACCGACCUUAUCACAAAGGCAUGCCGAGAGUGGAAGCAAGGCAAUAUAUAACUUUCUAUGAAAAAGAAGAAUCGCCCAAUGAAACAUUGCUCAAGCUCGCAAAAUAUGAUUUUAACCGAGUCCAAUUUCUACACCAGCAAGAAUUAAGCAUCCUUUCGAGUUGGUCCAAAGACUUGAACAUAGCAUCACAACUUUCUUACGCCAGAAACAGAACGGUGGAGAUCUUUUUUUGGACAGUUGGAUUUUAUUUCGAGCCACGUUAUGCACUUGCCCGAAACAUAUUCACUAAGCUGCUGAUCAUCUUAGGAUUUAUAGAUGAUACCUAUGACGCAUAUGGUACCUUCGAAGAACUCCAAUGUUUCACAGAUGCAAUACAAAGGUGGGAUAUUAGUGCCCUUGAUCAGCUGCCCGCAGAUUAUUUGAAAUUUCUUUAUGGGGCACUCCUUAAUGUUUAUGAUGAAGUGGAUAGAAUGGUGAGCAUGGAUGGGAGAUGUUACAGCAUGUCUUUUACCAAAGAUGAGUUGAAGAAAAUUGUUAUUUCCUACCUGGUUGAAGCUCAGUGGACGCAUGAAGGUUAUAUGCCAACAUUCGAUGAGUAUUUGGACAUUGCAUUACAUUCAAGUGCAGCCAUUCUAGUGAUUGCUGAAGUCUUGGUCGGAAUGGAAGAAGCAGAUGCCAAUGUUUUUGAAUGGUUGAGACAAGGUGACAGUAAAUCUCUUGCAGCAAUAAAAAUAAUUGGCCGUCUCUAUGAUGACAUCGCAACCAAUGAGGAUGAGGAAAAGAGAGGACUAGUUGCUUGUGGAAUCAAAUGUUAUAUGAAGCAAUAUGGCGUUUCAAAGGAAGAAGCUAUUGAAGAAUUUCGAAAAAGACUUGUCAUUGCUUGGAAUGAGCUUAAUGAAGAUCAUAUGAGGCCAACGACUGUCCCAAUGGAAAUCCUUAAUCGUGUUCGUAACAUUGCAUGUGUAAUAGAUCUUACAUACAAGGAUGAGGAUGGAUUUACCAUGUCUGAGAAAAUUUUGAAAGACCACAUUACCAAAGUGCUCAUUGAGCCCAUUCCUAUUUGAGAAAAGGCAUUCCAUGUCUGUACAAGUACGACUACAUAUUGUAUUUGCAAGUUA